AGUAUUGGCGCCAGCUGGGUUACUUUCAUUAGAAGAGUUGCCACAUCCAACUGACUUGAUAAGAAGGAAACAUGUGAAUGAGCUCUUUAAGCUUGAUAUUUUAAUAUGCUGUGUUGUUUUGAAUUUUCAUUGGACACUUACAAUUAUCAAACCAAGUGAGAAAAUAAUCCUAUAUAUUAACCCUCUUGGUGAAACCAAAGCUUCUAUAUUAAAAGAAGAAAAAAAGUGGAAUAGUUACUUGAUGCAAAGAUACAGUGUUAUAGAGAAAUUCGAGUUAGUGACAUUACCACAUGCGUUACAAACUGACAAUAUAUCAUGUGGAGUCUUUUGUCUGAAGUUUGCUGAAAAUUAUAUAAAUGAAUCAGAGUUGGCGCUUAACUUUCCACUAGAAGAUGUUAUAGAGUUUAUAAAGAAAGUGGUGCAUUUACUUAUGGAAAGAGGAGAUCAGAGAAGAUGGCAAGAUAAACUUUGUCGAAUCUGUGGGAAUGAAAGAGGACCAAGUACACAACAAAUUAAAAAGUCAGAUAAAUGGAUAAAAUGUGCUAACUGCAUUCCAAAUAGAUGGUUUCAUAUGGAAUGCAUUGGUUAUGCAAAAGAAACAAGUGAUUUAUUUACUUGCUCAAACGUUUUUCUUUCUAAUAUAUGUCUGCCAUGAUCAGAGUUGAUUGCAAAACAAUUAAAAUCAUUGAUUUUGAAAAGUUGAACUUUUGAAAAACAACGUUGUUUUUGUUUG
Molecule: messenger RNA, 733 nt
Organism: Hydra vulgaris (swiftwater hydra)
Lineage: Eukaryota; Metazoa; Cnidaria; Hydrozoa; Anthoathecata; Hydridae
Source: RefSeq, a predicted model, not a curated record